AAACAAAACUAUAUCCAAUAUACUUCAUGCAAACGAAAAGAGGCAACUCUAAGAAAAAAGGAGCAAAAACUUGAAAGGGAAAAUAACAUAAACAUGUUCAUUUGAGUUCUCCUAUUGAUUGUUCAAGCAGACUCAAGCCAAAAGUGAAUUUUUUUGUUUACUUGAUCGAGCUGUAGCUUUGUAGGGCUGGUCAUUCAACGGAUGCAACUUUGUUUUUAGUUAAUACCCAACAAUAAAGCCUAAGAUGAGUAGUUUGUUGUCCCUUUAAAAAUGGUAUAAAGUCAAAUAUAAUUAGAUAUUUUUAUUUAAUUAAGCAAAAUCAAAUUGAAAUAGGACUACCACAUUGUAUAAGCUGGGAGAAAACGAGUAAAACUGAAGCCAUUGAAAAUUGAAAUGAGUUGUUUAUCUUGUUCAGUUCCACCAUUGGGUUGCACUGAUUUUCAAAGAUUCUCAUAUACAACUCCAUUAACAUCCCAUUCUUCCUCUUCUCCUUCUCUUCGUUGGAAUGGUAAGGUACGGAGAAGGAUUUCAAGAUCAUCAUCAUAUUCAUCAAAUUUGUGGGGUUCACAAUUACCUUCUUUUAAUGGAAGUUAUGAACCAUGUUUUUCCAUAGUAAGGAUUUGGAUUUCUCCUCUUUGUAUGGGUAGGCGCUCCAGCAAAAUUGCCACCAGAAAGGGGGCUCAAGAUCUAAAGAAGGGAAAGCUGUAUUCAAAGAUUGGAAAGGAAGUUGUAUCUGCUGUGAAGAAAGGAGGUCCAAAUCCUUUAUCCAAUACCGCUUUGGCUGUUCUUAUUGAGAAGGCCAAGGAGCUUGAUGUCCCAAAGGAUAUUGUUGAGCGCAAUAUCAAGAAAGCAUCUGAGAAGGGACAAGAGGCUUUCAUCGAGAAAGUAUAUGAGGUAUAUGGUUUUGGUGGCGUUGGCUUUGUUGUUGAGGUAUCAACAGACAAUGUAAACAGAUCAGUGUCCGCUAUUAAGAGGAUGGUCAAGGACUGUGGGGGAAAGAUGGCAGAUUCUGGUUCUGUUAUAUUUAGGUUUAAACGUGCUCGCAUUGUGAAUGUGAAAGUCAGCGAUGCUGAAAAAGACCAGCUUCUUGAAAUUGCCUUGGAUGCUGGUGCUGAGGAUGUUAUUGAUCCUCCAGACAAUGAAGACGCCUCUGAAGAUCAAUCAGAUAGAUACUAUAAAAUUGUAAGUUCACCAGAAGGUUAUUCUGUUAUACUAUCCAAGCUUCGCGAUGAAGGAAUCAGUUUUGAGCCCGAUAAUGGAUAUGAGCUACUUCCAGUUAACCCUGUCGAGGUUGAUGAUGAAGCCAUGGAAUUAAACAAGGAGUUGUUUUCCGAAUUGCUCGAACUUGAUGACGUUGAUGCUGUUUAUACUGAUCAGAUUUAAGAAACUCAGUUGCAUUUUACCAUCAAUGGACGAGUCCCAAGGAUUGGAUUGAACUUUGCAUUUUUCUUUAGCAAUAUGUAUUUAGAUCACAUUUUUGUACUUACAGUUACUACAAUUCUACAAAUGACAUUGUAUAGCAGGCUAGACACAACACAACAGACAAGUAGUACAAUUGUUUGAAUUAAUCCAAAAUUUAAUUGGUGUUUUAUUAUUGCCAAUAUAGAAAAAUGGGAGAGUAAUACUUUUGAAGUCUCCAAGAAAUUCAUACAGUUGUAUAUUGCACGAAGAUUAAGAAAUUAUAAGAUUAUUAAAUUGUGUGGA
This is a messenger RNA of Amaranthus tricolor (Joseph's coat), 1704 nucleotides long. RefSeq names its product probable transcriptional regulatory protein At2g25830. Bases 394 to 1383 code for a protein of 329 amino acids. Gene Ontology annotation, cellular component: chloroplast. The transcript has 7 exons. The record is from RefSeq and is a predicted model, not a curated record. NCBI's taxonomy places the organism in Eukaryota, Viridiplantae, Streptophyta, Magnoliopsida, Caryophyllales, Amaranthaceae.